This is a messenger RNA of Branchiostoma belcheri (Belcher's lancelet), 1293 nucleotides long. RefSeq names its product tigger transposable element-derived protein 6-like. The transcript has a single exon. The coding region runs from base 1 to 1293 and encodes 430 amino acids. Gene Ontology annotation, molecular function: DNA binding. Gene Ontology annotation, cellular component: nucleus. NCBI's taxonomy places the organism in Eukaryota, Metazoa, Chordata, Leptocardii, Amphioxiformes, Branchiostomatidae. The record is from RefSeq and is a predicted model, not a curated record.
AUGGCGGAAUGGGGACACCCCAUAUCUGUCCCCAUUCUGAAGGCACUUGCGGGUGAGAUCCAUCAAAGAAAAUGCAAAACAACCGGCAAAACCCCCAGGUUUCGUAUCUGCGAGGCAAGUGGAAAACUAGUUGCUGGGAGAAAGUGGUGGAGGGGGUUUAAAAAGCGCCACCCGCAGAUAGCCCACCGGGCGCAAGACCCCCUGUCGAGGGAGAGGGCAAAAAUGUCCAGCCAGGAGACGGUAGAUGAUUUCUUCAAGUUGUACACUAAGAUCGUAGCAGAGAACCGUCUACAAAACAAGCCGAAUCUUAUUCACAAUUGUGAUGAAACCGGGAUAUCGAUGGAAGUCAAUCGGGGGAGAGUUCUUGUGCCGAAGGGGGUUAAGGGGGUCCCAUGCAAAAGCUCUGGCACAAAAGACCGUGUAACAUUCCACAUUGCUGUGACUGCAGAAGGUAAAACAUUGGCACCCAUGCUCAUUUACAAGAAGAGCUUUCCCAGUGGAGCGUACACACAAAGUGGUUCGGAUAACACCCUGUACGCAGUGUCGGAGUCGGGGUUCAUGGACAAAGACCUGUUCGAAAAAUGGUUCUGCAACCACUACGUCCGCACCCUCCCUCCGGAUAGGCCAGUACUUCUCCUCCUUGACCAAUGCGAGGCUCACCUAUCAGUAAAGACAAUCCAAACAGCACUAGAUGAAAACAUAAUCUUACUUGGCCUCCCCCCACACACAUCCCAUUUUUUACAGCCCCUGGACAAGACCUGCUUCGGUAGCCUUAAGGACACCUUAGGCUCAAUCGUUCAGGGGCUAAUGUUCGAAAACCCGGACUUUCAGCUGAGCAAACGUAACAUAAGUAAGGUCGUCAAAGCCGCUUAUGAGAAAUCGUUCACCAUGACCACUGUGAAAAAAGGGUUCAAGUCAACGGGGUUGUACCCAUGUGACAAGAAUGCUGUGAGCAAAAGGUGGGUGAAUGUAGGGCAGUCAAUCAUCGAUGUCCCUUCAACGUCUCAAGAAGAUUCCGAAGUCAACAAUGGCACCCAUGUACCAUCAUGCCAGCCCUGCAGGGCCCCAGGAUGCAAGACAUGCGGACCACCUCGCACAAACGUGUUGGUUGGCAGGAUGGUGCCAACCGAGCUGUCGGACCUGCUAGUUCCGCCACAGGUACAAGAGAAGAAGACAAGGGUUUCCAAGGCCAUAAAAACGGCGCGUGUUUUCACAUCGGCGGAAGUUCUACAAGAGCAAAGUGGAGAAAAAGAAAAAGAGGGAGGAGAGAUUGGCGAAGAAGAAGAAGAAUGA